AUGUCAAAGUAUAAAUGUUAUCAUGAUGAAUUUUCUAUUGGGAAAUUAAAAAAAUAUGGUUAUACUGUUUAUUUUGAACAAUUGGUAGAAGAGGAUGGAUUCCCUGAAAUGGAAAAUGGUUAUUGUACCGAGGCCUGCAAAGAAAAAAUGAAAGAAAUUUAUACAUCAGUAAUGGAAGAAUAUUUAAAAAACUCUAAACGUUAUUUUGAAGAUGCAAGAAUUUUUAAAUAUGGGGAAAAUAAACAUUAUGUUCACAAGGAUGACUAUGAAUCGUUCUUUAAAAAAAAAGAAAUCUUUUUAAAUCCAAUCGAUAGGAAAAUCUUUUUAAAUCCAAUCAAUAGGAGUGACAAAUUGGUGUUGGUUUGUUUUAAAGUUGGUAUUCUAAACGGAAAGCCAGUGAGGCUAUGUGAUCUUCCAGAAGGAGUUAAAUGUGAUUAUGAUGCUGAUAAUCUACCAGGGGGUCCAAUUAAAGAGGAAGAAGAUGAUUAA
Molecule: messenger RNA, 489 nt
Organism: Dictyostelium purpureum
Lineage: Eukaryota; Evosea; Eumycetozoa; Dictyosteliales; Dictyosteliaceae
Exons: 2
Coding region: 1-489 (162 amino acids)
Source: RefSeq, a predicted model, not a curated record